This is a messenger RNA of Nelumbo nucifera (sacred lotus), 2914 nucleotides long. RefSeq lists its product as uncharacterized. Lineage: Eukaryota; Viridiplantae; Streptophyta; Magnoliopsida; Proteales; Nelumbonaceae. Gene Ontology annotation, molecular function: microtubule binding. The record is from RefSeq and is a predicted model, not a curated record.
CCGCCCGUUGGGCUGUCAGUCCUCAUUUAAAUGUUAAAUUUUUUUGGGGAAAGAGAAGAAUACAAGAAGAUAGUAAUACACAGACAUCUUGAAAAAUGGAAAAUGGCAAUCGAUUUGGUUCUCUCUCCGGCUCUCCUUCAUUACAUUACUAGCACGGUACUCAGUUAUUGCUUUUGAUAGUUUUUUGGCUGAAACCAGUGCGCCUUCAAAGCUGAAAGUUCCUAUAUUCUCCGUGACUUUACGCGUUGUUCUUCGCCGAUCAUCGUUUUUAUUCCGGAAUUCCACACGAUUCCCCUAGAAAUUAUAUCUCUUCCUUCCGUAUACCUGCUAUGGAUAUAAGGGAGAAAAACAGCGUGGAAAUGAAUAAGGUUAAUCUGAUCGAUGUUUCUUCUGAGGACGAUUGUCUGAUCGCCUCGCCUUCUGGAAGCUUACCGGACCUGCAAUCUUCUGGAUUCUUGAAAAGUUCAAAGGAGCGUGACAACCUUGAGCUGUAUGAAGCUGAAUGUGCUCAGGACGACAAGAAUGUAGCAGAUUUACCCCAGGAAGGGGAACUGGCGCCUCCUUUAUCUGAAUCCUUUGAACCUGAAAGAACAAGAAAAUUUGGCAAGUGUAAUCUGCGCAAAAGUUUAGCCUGGGACAGUGCCUUUUUUACAAGUGCAGGUGUUCUUGAUCCUGAGGAGCUGUCAAUGAUAAAUGAUGGAUUCAAGAAGGCUGAAACACAUCCAUUACCAGCAAUUCAAGAAGAUAUGCGGCGAUCUAAUGAGUCAAUUUCCACAUUAGAUAGUGACAAUUUGACGUUGGAAUGCCUUGAGGUUGAAUUGUUUGAAGAUAUAAGAGCUUCCAUCCAAAGAUCCAAUGGAAUGUCCACUACAUCAUCUCCUAGUAGUAACGUAGGAUCAAGAGAACCAGCCAAUAGAAGCAUUCCCUCUUCAAAGAAGGUGGAGCUUGCAUCUCGCACUAGGGUGAAGCAGAUAGCAACUUCCAAGAGGCAAAGUAUUAGCUUGCAAGGCUCAGAUAAAUAUACAAAGGAGUCUUCUGUUCGUCAACGAGCUAUACAGGCUGCUGCUAGAAGUGGAGAACAGAAUCAAUCAUUUCUUAAGCCACCCAGGAUAUCAGGGAAUGUCAACCCCACCUCAGCAGCACCAACAAAAAGAACAUCCUUGGAUCGUGCAAAGGUGGAAAGCAUUACGGCUAAAGCUGGAUCAGCUAGAGGAGCAUCUGCUAUGCCAUCCAAGAAGCCUGGUUUAGUUGCUCCUUGCAGUGUUACCCCUAGGUGUACACCAUCCCCAAAACCUUCUUCAGUUUCUUCUCCCUCUGCCACAACAAAAGUGGAGUCAAAAGCUUCUUGUUCCUCCAGCAGUAGAUCUGGUACCACUUCAUCUGAUUCUAUUGGAAAGUCUCCCCCCAACUCCCGGAGGAACAAAAUUCAGUCUAGAAAUAUGAAUCCAGCUUCCUCAGGUUCAACCAUCAAAACACCUCUGAAGCUUUCAUCUAGAAACAAAACUACAUCUGAAAGUUCUCGUCUCUCAGCCUAUCUGAUGUCUGUGUCUAAGCGCUCUUCGAGCAUAUCACCUGCCAGCUCUAUUGAUGGGUGGUCUACAGAAUCAUCUUCAUCAACUUCUACUGUCAACCAAAGAUCCAAUUGUUCAAAGGCCAGUAUUGACAUUGGUUCUCCUCACAGAGGGCUCUCUCUUGAUGCUAAUGCCCCUCACGCAUUAGACCAGCAGAAAAAUGUACACGAUCAGCCUCUUCCAGAGCUAGAGAAUCAUGAAUCAGCAUUGCCAAGUCAGUGUGCCAAGAAAGCUUCCUUGGUAACUGGCAUACCUUCUCGUUCAAUUUCCAAUGAUAUUUCUAGAAGUGCUAAGCCCUCUGGUCUUAGAAUGCCAUCACCAAAAAUUGGAUUUUUUGAUGCGGAGAAAUCCUUGGCGCGCACUUCCAGUGGAAGUCUGCAAUUUCAUUCUGGAGUACGAAGUGGUUUGCCCAAACAAGGACCUGGAAUUGGUAACCUUAGCGUGAGUGUUGUUAAGACAAAACCCAGAAAGAUUCAGCCUGCAAAUACGGUAAGAGGCCCUGGGAUCCAGCAUGCUGGAAUGCUACACCCUACUACGUUAGGCAUGAAGUCUACAUCUUCAUCGCACCAUCAUGAAUCAUCAAAGGCUUCACCUAAGUUGUCUGGUACUUCAGCGCCUGCAGAUGAUCGUCAUUGCGUAUCCUCAGAGGUUCAGGUGUCUUCUAGAGAUGAAAAUGGAAGCGAAGAUAAAUUGAAGAGUAAACUGGUUGCAGCAAGCAAGGGGCAGGGGCAUGUAUUCGCUAUUGACACAAGUCUUGAACAACUUCAUGGACGUCAUAUUUCUGACGGGAAGGAAAAUUUGUUUCAUGUUGAACAAGUAUAGAUCAUUAGAACAGGCGUACAACAACUUUUCAUCUGAAUGUGGAUGCAGUGAAAGAGCUUCUAGUUAUGGUGGUGAAGAAGGGUCCUCUUUUACAACUUGAUGGUAAUAAUAAUCCCAACGGAAUUAAAAGAAAAACACAAAGCAUAACGGACGAAGUUUGGAGCUGAACCUCAACGUCGAUUUCUUUAACUAUGCCGAGAGAUUUUCCCUUUUUUUGUUAUUUCCUAUGGCUGAGUUUGCGUUGCACCAGUGUAAAUACAUGGGAAGUGCAAGUAGGAUCGUUGUAAUUCUGGUUUGCUUCUGCUUCAUGUUUGGCUCUUUUUUUGUAGAAGUAAAAUAGAGUAAAAUACUGAGGUCUCCGCAAAAGAGAACCCAAGUGGGUCAUUUGCAAGGCUCAAAAUAUUGAUGCUCGAUUUUUGCGUAUCUGAGAAUUUUGUACCAUCUAAACUCUUGCUUAAUUUUUCCGUUGACAGGUUGACAGUGGAAAGUGAAUGUUAGCUAUUAAUGAUUAAUGAUUGAAA